Molecule: messenger RNA, 7392 nt
Organism: Micropterus dolomieu (smallmouth bass)
Lineage: Eukaryota; Metazoa; Chordata; Actinopteri; Centrarchiformes; Centrarchidae
Gene: nbr1b
Product: NBR1 autophagy cargo receptor b
Exons: 22
Coding region: 1-3090 (1029 amino acids)
Biological process (GO): macroautophagy
Cellular component (GO): phagophore assembly site
Molecular function (GO): ubiquitin binding
Source: RefSeq, a predicted model, not a curated record
AUGAACAAGCCACCCCCCACACACACACACAAACAUCUUAGUCACAUUCUGUCUCCCAUCCUCUGUCCUUUCUGUGUGUCUUGUGUGCAGGUGAAGCGUUCGUUUGGCCUGUGCAGUCUUCAGCUGACCUAUUUUGAUGAGGAAAACGAGGAGGUGUCCAUUAACAGCCAAGUGGAGUAUGAGGAGGCAUUAAAGAGUGCAGCGAGGCAGGGGAACCGACUGCACAUGAACGUGUACGAGACUCGGGGCCAGUCGGCAAGGGUCCCUACCACCAAGACCAGCGGAACAGAGCCCAAGAGGGGCUUCAGACCCCCGCAGCACUGCCCCGCUCUGGCCCAGGUGGUCAGCCGCAAAGUCCAGGCUGCGGUGCCAGAACAGGGCAUGGUGAUUAUGAAAGAUGUGAAGGGUACUAAAGAAGAAGACAAGACUCCUCCAGCCUGGUUCACCUCUUACAUGGAGAAGUUUAAAGACCAGGUGGUUCGCGAGGCGGUGGAGAAGAUCUGCCGGGAGUUCUCUGGACAGUGCUGCAUCCACAAGCCCCUUGGAGGAGGAGCAGGAGGAGGGGGGGGAGGUAGAGGGGAAGCAGCGGGAGGAGCGGAGGCCCAGCAGGUCCCUGAGGUCUCCUCCUCCACUCUACCUGGGGCUCCAUCCUCCUCCACUCCUCCCUGCUCCUCCUGCAGGGGGCAGACCACCGGAGGAGGCUACCAGUGCAGUGUGUGCACCUCCUGUACUCUGUGCGAGCCCUGCAGUUUCUCUCAUGAUCCCAGUCACAACCUGGUGAGAGCAAGGACUCCCCUGUCCAUCCCGGAGCACGGAUCACCUGCCCCAGACCACAGCAGGUUCUACAGGCGAGGCGACCGCAGUUUCCGGAAGGCGGAGAAGCAGCGGCUGAAGGCAGAGAAGCGCCUGCUGAAGGCCGAGGUCAAAGAGAUCCGGAAACAGCUGAGGAUGGAGAGGCGGGGCAUACAGUGGAGCUCCUCCCACAGAGACGGAAGCUCCUCCCCUGUCCUUCUGCAGCCUCGAGCCACCCAGCACAACAGCCCUGAGCGUCCAAAGCGUCCCUGUCCCCUGGUGGUUCCAGCCAUGACGGCAGCAUUUCUGGAUGAAAACCUUCCUGAUGGAACCCGACUGCGUCCCGGGACCAAAUUUAUCAAGUACUGGAAGAUGAGGAACACUGGAACGAUCAGCUGGAGUGCAGACACUAAGCUCAAAUUCAUGUGGGGAAACCUGGCGGUGGGAUCUGGGGACCGUUGGAGAGAGGUGUCUGUUCCCUUCCUCCAGCCAGGACAGGUUGGUAUAGUGAGUGUAGCACUCAGUGCUCCCACUGUGGAGGGCUCCUACACCUCCCACUGGCGCCUGGCCCAUGCUGGAGAGCAGUUUGGACCCAGGGUCUGGUGCAGCAUCGUGGUUGAUCCUCUGGCUCCAGCGCCCAUGAUGGCAGAUGGGAUACUGGUGUCACCCUGUGUCACACCGCAGGGUAAGAACCCAGUGUCAAAGGAUGGAAAAACCUGUGCAGCAUCUCGGGAGCUACCAUUAAUGUCAGUGGACCAAGAAGAGUACUACAUCCCCUCUGUUGACCUGCUCACUGCACAGGAUCUUCUGUCUUUUGAGCUGUUGGACAUCAACAUCGUCCAAGAGUUGGAGAGUGUCCCAAACAACACCCCUGCUGACAUGACUCCGUGCAUGUCCCCUCUGCCUCAAGAUGGCCACCUGCUGGACAAGAGCAGUCCCUCUUUGGGUCUCAUCCAGGAAGAGACUGAAGUCAUCACUAGCAUCAUGGAUGUUCCUCAUGGCCCGGGAUCUGGAGCAGAAGGGGGUGGAGUCCCGGCUCAGGAGGAAGGGGAGGAUGACAUCAGUGGGACUCAGUUUGUUUGUGAGACUGUGAUCCGCUCAAUGACCCUGGAGGAGGCCCCUGACCACGCCCCUCUGAGAGGCUCCCGCCCAGAGACAGUGGUGCGUCCCGUUCCUCCGUGCAGCUCCUCCUCCUCCUCCUCCUGUGUCAAGAGUAAAACUGUAAAAACGGAGGAAAGCCCAGACAGCAGCCCAAGCAGCUCUAAAAACCCCCUGAAACCACCGGCUACGCUGAAAGCUUCCCUCCCUCCCCCGCUGAAAGCCUCCCUGCCUGCUCCCCUGUCUGUGGCUCCGACCCCGGGAACCGGCCCCAGCUCAGCACCGACCCCGCUCCGUGCUCCGCCCAGGGCCUCCACCUUUCAGGAGCAAACAAUCACAGAUGAAGGUGAGAUGUCCCCCAUGGAGAGAGAGAAUGAGCCAGGGGAGGAGAAGGAGAAAGAGGGGGAAGACAACAGAGAAGGGACGAGGAGCCGCUCCUCCUCCACCUCCUCAGAAGAUUACAUCAUCAUCCUCCCUGACUGCUUUGACACCAGUCGGCCACUGGGGGAGUCCAUGUACAGCUCUGCUUUGUCCCAACCUGGUGAUAUCACAGCCCAAACCCCCACAGACCUAGAAACCCCCUCUCUUGACCACCCUGGCAGUUCCACCCCGGGGGGAGAGCUGGGUGAGGCGGAUGAAGCCGCAGUGGCUCCAGGGACAGGGGUAUCAGGCACUAGCAGUGCCAACGACAUGCUCUGUACGUCUCAGACGUUGGACGAUGAACCGCUGACACCUGAAGUGGUGGCACCGCCUAAAGCCAACAUCACAAGUCCAGAGAGCAGUGGAAAAACAGAUGCUGAACCUGCUGCUGCCGGCGAAGGAGCAGAGAGCUCUGAACUGUACCAAACUGAGGAAGCCUCUGGUCCUGAACAAGCUCAGGCAGGUGAUACUGAAGUUACUGAAGACACAGAGGACAACCCUGAGGACCCCAGGCACCCAGGCAUCACCAGCGGCCUGGUGAAAGGCGCUCUGUCAGUAGCUGCUUCUGCCUACAAAGCUCUGUUCACUGGACAAGGCCCCACACAGCCUCCAGUGGAUGCAUCCACCCAGGACACCAUGAUGGCCGUGCUGGUGGAAAUGGGUUUUGGGGACAGGCCGCUGAACCAGCGGCUGCUGAACAAAUACAACUACAACCUGCUGGACGUGGUCAACGAGCUCGUUCAGAUGACCGACAAUGACUGGUACUCUACGCGCUACUGAUGAGAGAGAGAGAGGAAGAAGUGUAGGAAGAAGAAAAAAGGAGAAAGAGCUGAAACAAUAAAUUAUGGAUGAAGAAAGAAGAGGAGGAAUGGCUGGAAGAGAGAAAUUCAUUUCUGCUCAUCUACCUUUUUACCUUCCACCUUCUGCCUAUCUCUCUCCUAAUUGGUCCAUCCUGGACUAGCUGGAUGGAGAUAAAUCUUCUCUAUGACCAUACAAGGAGACAUUCCAGCAAACUCUCUGGGAUACUGUGUAGACCAUCAAACACCCACUGUCUGUAGUAUUACUUUCAGCUUAGGCCUUGAUAGUGGCAGGGCAGCUGCUGUGCAUAGGAAUGUAAGAGAGCUGAAGAAAGAGACAUGUUCUUUAAGUCUCAGAGGAGCUACGGUUAACAUUUACCGUUUUCUAAAAUUAAGACCACAUAUCCCAUGAGCCCUCUGCGGCCUGCAAAGAUGGCAUGCAAAUAUAAAAGAGGCAGUAACAGCAAAUAUGGAUUUUAAUGUGACACAAUAUGCUAAUGUGAAGUUGUGUUACUUUCAAAUACAAAGCAGUUCCACAUUCAUGCACUAAUGUAACAGAUUUUCCAGUUAAUGUAAGAUGCAGCUUAGUGGCUAGCAGAGGUAAAUAUACCCAUAUCAAAAUAAGCAUGGUUAUGAUUUGAAAAACUACACAUGGUACCUUCCUGCUUUGCCCUUUUGCCCAGCAUAGUGAUGACGUGCAGUAUCCACAUCUGCACUGAAAACAAUUAUGAGAUCCACACCACUGGUCACUAAGUACCUAGCCCUUACCAGCAGUCAGCAUGUGUUCACAUGGUUGUAAACUACAUUUAAGUAGCCUAAUGGUGUGCUUUUGCCAUUUACCAAGCAACACAGACAAUUGAAAUACUUGCUUUCAACUACUUGUUUGUGUGAGCAUGAGGGUUCCUUUGCACAAAAUCCUUUUGCAAAAAAGUUAUCAAUGAAGAUUUUUCAGUGUUGGCCAAGGAUGAUUUGGACCAAAUCUUCCCUGGAGUUCUGCAACUCUGGCCCAGGUAACAAAUGGCCUGGGACUCGGUAGCACAACUCUAGGCCCAAUUUACAGAAGCUGUGAAGCUUUGGGCUCAGCAAGGUUUGGUUGUUAUCAAAUGUAAUUUAUUAAGAAAAUAUAAGGUUAUUAUCUUGAAGCUGUUGAAUUGAUAUUUUGAUAUAGAAUUACAUAUAACUGUAAUCACACAAAGUACAGUAUGCAGACAAGUAUGUGGACAAUGCUGCUUACGUUGGAGCCACUUGUCUACGCUCUCAUGUUAGAGCCUUAGAGCUGGGUACAAAGUGAUUAUCUGUUUCAUUUGGGUUCAGGUGUCUUAGAGAAAGGUUGCAUUGUAUUAUUAUCAUUAGUUUUUUUGUUUGUUUGUUUUAUAACUUAUGUCCAUAUCACUGGAACGUAUUUAGGGUUUCCACACACCUGUCACUGUUCUGUACACAUAACCUGCUUUAGAUCAGUAGCUAACUACUGAAAGCAGAAAAAUAUUCCCCUGGUAAACUGGAUUUGGAGACUCGUCCUUCUCUGGUUCUGCCAUUGGAAAGAGGUUGGAUACAGUUAGGGUGCUUUCAUUUUGUUUGCUUCAUUUUAAACAAACUCUUGUGUGCUUGCCUGUUUGGUUUUGUUUGUUUAGGCAGGUGUGAAAGAUGUCAACGAAAUCACCGCAUGGAGACCGCCUGAGUAGGAGGGCCUCGGUCUGGUUCCAGACCAGCUCUGCUGUGGUUUCAUAAAAUGCCCUUUGUUUGCUUUUACUCCUUAAACACAGGGCAUUUUAUGAUAGUAGAUAUGGGAUUUCAGCAUGAAGCAACAUAUAUUUAUGCGCAAAUCCAUUGUAACACAUAUGCGCUUCAGCACGUGUGUUUGGGAAAUCUCUGCCAUAUAUCAGAAAAUGAAAAGAAGUUAAAUAGAGUUGUGUUGAACGCAUGUCUUACUCCAUGUAAGUGAGACAUAGCGACUGUAAUAUAACAGUCUUUUCCAUCCUAUUUCUAUGUGGUUAGAUGGAUCCAGUGCUGAUAAUACAAGAUGGCAUCAGCAAAACUGUCCAAUGAGUGAGUUACCUGUCAGUCCAUAUGAAUUUAUGUUUACAGCUCUGAUUCGUCAAGCCAGUGUGUGAACACCAAAUGGACCAGAAAUAAAAAGUGAAAGGUUUAAGGUUCUUUUGGUCCAGACCAAAUGAACCACACUACAGGUGUGAAAGCACCCUUAGAUUAUCCGAUAACUUCUUCGUUGGAAGCGUACCCUGGACUGAAAAUGAAGACUUCCCUAACAUUCUGUUCACUGUCUUUAUCUUGUUCAUAUCAUUUUGCAAUUCUUGUUUUGUGCUUCUUCAAAGUGGUCUGGUGUGGGGGCUGAUACUCAUAGAGGGUCCUUUGGUAGAGCACAUUCAGAGCAUGUACAGUAACAGUAGGGUCAUUCCAAACUUAAACUGGAAAAACCCAAUGUGUACCUAUGUGAAAAUGUGUUUUUUGUCCCCCUUCAAAAAAUGUAUGAUUAUAUACAAAACCUCCUAGAUGGAAGCUAUGACUAUCAUUUGACUUCAUUAGUUUAAGUUUAAGAUUGAUUUUUUAGAUUGUUUAAGGUGUUUGUGCUUCGAAUGCUUGAAAGCUGCUUGGAAAUGUAACAAAUUAGAGCUGUGGAUGUUGUAUUUUUAGGCUUAUUGUGUGGUGGUUGAGUUUGCUCUGCUGUGUGUGUGCGUGCGUGUGUGUGUGUGUGCGUGCGUGCGUGUGUUAGUGUUGUUUGUAAAUGUUACCAGAUUGAUUGAAGGAUUUGGAGUAGAAGAAAUAAUUUAAUAAAACAGCACUUGUUGUAGGAUUAUGAUUAAUUGUGUGCAUACAUGAUACAUAAAUCAGUGGGUAAAAAACAAACAUUUGGCCAAGCCACAAUUAAAAAUCACUGUCUUUAUUAAUCCAAAGGCACAAACUGGGACUUUGACGUUUUGGGAAAUUCACUUUCUUUCUGUGAGUUACAUGACAACAUUGCUACCACUCUCAUGUGUGUAUGCUAAAUCUGAAGGUACCACGGGGGGUAACGUUAUGUGAAUGGAAACAUCCAACAUGCUCCGGGAGCUCUAAAGCUCAGUAAGCAGAAGUUACAGAACCUAGCCAAGAAAUAGUUCAGCACAUAACCUCAGUAAAUCAACAGCAUGACAUUUUUACACUUACACAAGGGUCAAACAGACUAUAUAAUGUGUUCAUUUGUGAGCCUUCCAGGUUGGCUACUGUUAGGUGGUUCUUGUUACCUUCAGAAAGAGAAAGCCUAGCUGUUUCAGUUGUCAGUCUUAGUGCUAAGCUAACCUAAGCUAACCGGCUGCUGGCUGUAGCUUUGUUACUGCACACACAUGAGAUUGGGAUGAAUCUUCUCAUCUAACUCUCAGCAAGAGAGGGAAUAAGCACAUUUCCCAUGUUGAGCUAUUCCUUUCAGGUUUAGGCAUCAGACGUUAACUUUGCAACUCAGCCAAAAACCGAAUAUUUAAACUUCUGACAAACUGACGAUAUGUAGUGAAGAUUUUAAUGGGAUGUUUUUCACUCAGCAAUGUUCAUUAGAAAAAAAACAAGCUCACCAUAAGUAGCCAGAAUGUUGAGACUGAGGGUCAUACUCCAAUACAAGAGAACAGUAUUAAACAAAGAGAUCACUGUUGACAUACAGCCACUCUUACCUACAGUGUAAUAUGAUGUUACGGGACUGUGAAUUGCCAGCCAAAUUAUGAUAAAUGGUGUACAAACUAUUUCACCACCUAACCCAAAUUUAAAUGUUUUCAGGAAAUGGGAAAUACAAUAUGUUUUUGUCCAUUUUUUUGUUUGUUUAGUUUUUUCCUUGAGGAUUAUCUGCUUCUACACACAGUUCUAGGGUAAACUCCCAUAGGUUACCUGAGCUUAAUGUCAUGUAUUCCUGGGUUUCUUGUACAUUUUGCAUCACAUUCACUCAAUUGAAUCUCAUCACAGUCCCUUUAAUAGACAUCAAGAUCCUGGGACCUCCGUAGGUAAUUAAUGAAACCCUGCUGCACAUCUCAUCAAAACUCCUGCGUGGUGAAUUGGAAUCUGGAAAUGUGCACGUGAAGAAGGGGAAAAGUUUCACACACUGUACUGUAUGUCAUUUUGCUUCAAUUAAACGUGUAUGUGUUUUACGAGGGACAGUCAGGUGAAAUAUUUUCAUAUUGCGGUAUGAAUACAAGUGAAGUAUUUAAGGAUGAAGAGAAAAGCUAGACUGUUUGAGCUUUUUUUCUGUGUUGCACUUUAUGAUCAUGGUUAUGAUGUUCAAAAAAAGUCAUUAAAGUCAUUACACUCAUGA